UGUGUCUGCUGCGGCCAUCUGAGUGUGCUGACACCCUUCUGUGUUCUUCAGACCCAGGAACCUCGGUGGAUAUUAACAGGUGUUGUUCCAUUUGUGAGUCACGACAUGAAAGUGUUAAAUCAUCACCUCUUCUUAUUGUACCUGAACUCUAGUUACCAGCCCUGUGUGGGGACUCUGAUUGCCUCCCGGUGGGUGCUGACGGCGGCACACUGCUUCUUACCAGAUCUGCAGGUCAUCUUUCAUGGUAGGUUUCGAAGUUUUCAAGACUUUAUUGGGGAGAUUCUACCUUACGAGAAGAUCUUCAUUCACCCAAACUUCACUGUCACUUCUUCUAAAAAUGACCUUAUGCUGAUCAAGUUGUCUGUACCUCUCACCUUCUUUUCCACGGAGACUUUUCAGUUGCCCACUCUCGUGAAUAAUGAAGUUAAAGAUUGCUUGGUUCACACCUGGUUACAGGAUGAUAAUUUCGGAAACCCAGACAGUAACCUGUACAGCCUGAAGAUCCGAUUGAACUCUCCUUUAAACUGCAAAAAAUUACUGGGUGAAAAAUUCCUUGAAGACAUGUUCUGUACGGAACACUUGCUAAGAAGCCAAGAGCAAUGCCAGGUGGUCACAGCGGCACCAGCCAUAUGUGGUAGUGAAUUACGAGGAGUUAUGUCUUGGGCAACUGGAUGUAUUCUGACAGGAAACACUGUUGUCUUCACUGACCUCUACAGCUACACUCCAUGGAUCCAGAACAUUAUUUCUACCGCAUAAGCUGCU
Molecule: messenger RNA, 762 nt
Organism: Hipposideros armiger (great roundleaf bat)
Lineage: Eukaryota; Metazoa; Chordata; Mammalia; Chiroptera; Hipposideridae
Product: probable inactive serine protease 58
Exons: 5
Biological process (GO): proteolysis
Cellular component (GO): secretory granule
Molecular function (GO): serine-type endopeptidase activity
Source: RefSeq, a predicted model, not a curated record